CCCGCCUUUUAGGCGCCCGCGCGGCUGGGACAUCCCAGUCCCGGUUGGUCCUCCUCGCCCGCCACCCGUGCGACCAUUCGCGCAGCCAGCCCAGUCAGCCCGGUCCACCACACAGCCCGCCGGCCGGCCGGUCUCCCACCGCAACCAUGGACGCCAUCAAGAAGAAGAUGCAGAUGCUAAAGCUGGACAAGGAGAAUGCCAUCGACCGCGCUGAGCAGGCCGAGGCCGACAAGAAGCAAGCUGAGGACCGCUGCAAGCAGCUGGAGGAGGAGCAGCAGGCCCUCCAGAAGAAGCUGAAAGGGACGGAGGACGAGGUGGAAAAGUAUUCUGAAUCAGUGAAGGAUGCCCAGGAGAAACUGGAGCAGGCUGAGAAGAAAGCCACCGAUGCUGAGGCAGAUGUGGCCUCCCUGAACCGCCGCAUUCAGCUGGUAGAGGAGGAGUUGGACCGGGCGCAGGAGCGCCUGGCUACAGCCCUGCAAAAGCUGGAGGAGGCUGAGAAGGCAGCUGAUGAGAGUGAGAGAGGAAUGAAGGUCAUCGAAAACCGAGCUAUGAAGGAUGAGGAAAAGAUGGAGCUGCAGGAGAUGCAGCUGAAGGAGGCCAAGCACAUCGCUGAAGAUUCAGACCGCAAAUAUGAGGAGGUGGCCAGGAAGCUAGUGAUCCUGGAAGGAGAGCUGGAGCGCUCAGAAGAGAGAGCUGAGGUGGCUGAGAGUAAAUGUGGGGACCUAGAGGAGGAGCUGAAAAUUGUUACCAACAACUUGAAAUCCCUGGAAGCCCAAGCGGACAAGUAUUCCAGCAAAGAAGAUAAAUAUGAAGAGGAGAUCAAAGUGCUGGAGGAGAAGCUAAAGGAGGCUGAGACCCGAGCGGAGUUUGCCGAAAGGUCGGUGGCAAAGUUGGAGAAAACCAUUGACGACCUGGAAGACGAAGUCUAUGCACAGAAGAUGAAGUACAAGGCCAUCAGCGAGGAGCUGGACAACGCACUCAACGACAUCACCUCCCUCUGAGCCUCUCACCAGUGUGGCCCGUGGGCCCUUCUCUCUUCUCCUUUCCAUUCUCUGUAUGGGGAGGGGGGCAAGCAGGAGGAGCAGAAAUUGCCAACAUUGCACAGCCAGGCUGGACGCAGCCUAGGAGAGCCCCCGUCACAGCUGCUGCCCACCCUGGCAUUUGCUUCAUCCUUCUAUAUCCAUCCACUCCUUCCUCUACCCGCCAGCCUCUCCCGCUCUCUGCUGCUUAAUAAACUCAACUUGGUCUCCA
Balaenoptera acutorostrata (minke whale) is the source of this 1251-nucleotide messenger RNA. RefSeq names its product tropomyosin 2 (gene TPM2). Gene Ontology annotation, cellular component: actin filament. NCBI's taxonomy places the organism in Eukaryota, Metazoa, Chordata, Mammalia, Artiodactyla, Balaenopteridae. Gene Ontology annotation, biological process: actin filament organization; muscle contraction. Bases 147 to 1001 code for a protein of 284 amino acids. The transcript is spliced from 9 exons. Gene Ontology annotation, molecular function: actin filament binding. The record is from RefSeq and is a predicted model, not a curated record.